UGGACACGCCCCCCCCCGACACGCCCCCUGUCGUUACGACGCGGCCGCUUUACGGCAGUACGCGGUAACCGAGCAGCGGCGGCGGCGGGCGAUGAGGCGGCGGCUCUGGCGGGUCCCCGGAGCGGCGCAGGAUGGAUCCCGUGGUUCUCAGCUACAUGGACAGCCUGCUGAGGCAGUCGGACGUGGCCCUGCUGGAGCCCCCGCACUGGCUCAACGACCGCAUCAUCGGCUUCGCCUUCGAGUACUUCGCCAACCAGCAAUUCCAGGAGUUCGGCCACCGCGUUUGCUUCAUCAGCCCCGAGGUGGCUCAGUUCAUCAAGUGUGCCCUUAGCCAGGAGGAAAUAGCCAUAUUCCUGCAGCCUCUGGACCUUCUCUGCAAGGAGCUGCUGUUCCUGCCUAUCAACGACAACUCCAGCCAGGCCGCCGGGGGCACCCACUGGAGCUUACUGGUUUAUUUCAGGGACAAGAAGUGCUUCUCCCAUUAUGAUUCCCACAGUAAAUGCAACUCUGUCCACGCCAAGCAAGUGGCAGGGAAGCUGGAGGCCUUUCUGGGAAAAAGAGGAGGCAAAGCCACCUUUGUGGAGGAGAAGGCGCCAGCACAGCAGAACAGCUACGACUGUGGGAUGUACGUGAUCUGCAACGCCGAGGCUCUGUGCCACGGGUACUUCCAGGGCCGGGCAGAGCCUCUGCUGCAGCUCCUCACCCCCUCCUACAUCACGCAGAAGAGGUCGGAGUGGAAAGCUCUCAUCACAAAACUGGCACAGAAGUGAUGGGGAUGCACCUCCAGCCCCCCCCAAAAACUGCCUUCCCAGUCCAAGAGGCAGCCCCCCCAAAAACUGCCUUCCCAGUCCAAGAGGCAGCACCCCCAAAAACUGCCUUCCCAGUCCAAGAGGCAGCACCCCCAGUGCCUGAGGGAAUGCCCAUGCACAGGAUUGUCCCAAAGAAAAAGAAUGUAACCCCUCUAGCAUGGCUACACCCCCCCCCAAACACCCUGUUCCCUCCAGGAAAAGCCUUAUUCUCCUCUUGAAAUCACUGGCCUUUCAACUUCUAAUGCCAAGAGUCACUUUGCUUUCAAAGAAACCCUCUCCAUGGUAAAUUUUCGCAGUAAUUGCUGCGGCAAAACAGGUUGCUAAAGAGGCUUCUCCACCUGUGCCCAGCAGGCAACACACCCUCAUUAGGUGGCUUUAGUUGGCUCCAGGCAUUGUCCUUCCAAGCCAGAUUUAGCAAAUGCUCUUUAAACCCAAGCCCCCAAGUGCUUUAUCGUGGACAGUUCUAGUUUGUGCCUCCUGCUAACAGUAUUGGAGCAAUGUGGGAUUUAACAGCCAGGAUUUUGUACCUGACAUUGAGAUGUCACUGCAAAAAGAUGAGACUGCAAAGGAAAUGCUACAAUUAAUUUAAGAACAGAGCAAAAUCAAAGUCAGUUUUCAUCAGCCAGGUGCUCCUAGGCCACACAGUGAUGGCUUUUUUGGUCCUCCGCCCCUGCUUGUUCUUACUGCAAAUUAAAACCUGACUCUGAACUGCUGGAAGAUUAAUAGGAAGCUGAGAAAGCCAAUCCUAGGAAAAGAAACUUAAUUGAGAUGAAAAGCAACACUCACUCUUUGAAGUUUGGGGAUUUUCAUUAGGAUUUUAGGUUGUCUCUGUGCAGGGAGGGUCCCUCAGUGCUCCCCAACCCUUGUUAGCGGUCGCUGCUCUAGCACAGAACCAGUUCUGUUGCUUAAGAGAAAAAAAAAACACACCAGGGAGAACAAAAGGACAGAGUUUGAGGUAUAAAAGCCAAAGAUAACUGCGGGCUUCUUGAAGUCCUUAAUGCACUUCAGAAAACUGAAACACUUCUCUUCCCAUGCUGGAUGAUGGCUGGGAUCCCGGAGUGGAUCCUCUCCCUAAAGACAGGCUUAGCAGUGCGGAAAAUAGAAAUUAAACUGAGAUGUCAUUGCAGGAUAAGGAAUAAUCUCUCACCUGGUGAGAAGCAAAGAGCAGGUUGCUCAGGUGGUGUCUGGCAGAGCAGCCACACCCCUACCUGAGCGGGGAAAUCCGGGUUAAGUACAACCCUUGAGGAAGGAUUGUUUUUAACCCGGAGCUCUUCAGCACCAGUUUGUGCAGCAGCACAGCACUGAGGGGAUUGAGGGCUUCACCUCCCCUUGCUCCAAGAGAAAGUCAAGAAAUCAACCCAGGCUGCCCCAAAAUGCCCUCAUGGCAGCACUGGGGCCUGACAAGUGUUGGGGCCGUUCCCCUCCCUCCUAACACUGCCUGGACAGGGGAGCAGCCUCCAGCAGCAGCCCUCCCUGGAAAACCUGCUCAGCUGGAGCUGGAAAGGGAUCCAGCCACUCGCUGAAGGGGAUUCCCUUUGGACUCUGAGGGGCUUUGCCAGAGCAACGUCACUGCCACUCCCAAAUCCCGAAUAAAACAGCCCAAACUGCGCUUCCCGGCGUCAUCCAGUCCCUGGUGUCCCCGCUCGUGCUGUGGCGCAGUGUCCCAGCGUGGUGGCUCUGACUCAUCCGUCUGACAGUGCCUUCUUGGCUGAUUUAAUCUCCCAGUCCUAUUUUUAGAGGUGGGCUUGGGCUGGGGAGGGAGGACGGUGGGUGUGACAUGGGGAACAGCAGGGGGAUUUGAGGGUGCUCAGCUGAGCUGUGCCCAUCCAGCACCAGCCUGUGCUCAUCCCUGUUUCCAGGCCAGCAAGGUGAGUGUCCAGGGAUGUUCCCUGCACCCGAGGCUUUUACGUGGCGUUUCUUUACACAAAGAAAAGCAAACAGGCUCAAGCAGGGCGUCACUGGGAGAGCCAACAUGCACCAAACCGGGUGGGCAGACACCAGCUAGGAAACAAAACCAGAGCCUUGCAACCACAUCCUGGCAGCAGGGACCCCCUCAAAGUACACUGGGGUUCAUCUCAGUGCUCCCCCAAACCUCCUGCAUGUCACUGCACCCAUGGCUUGUCCCACCACUGGCUUUAACCAAAGAGUCCUGAGAGGAAACCUCAUUCCUGGCUCAGGACUCCAAGCACCUGCUGCUGGAGCACCCAGCAAACACCAGGCUGGGCACAUCAGGCCAACCCCCCCAGUCCUCGACCUCUGAAUCUCUUUUUGGGGCCAAGAGCCCCACUUGGAGGUCGGACCAACUAAACACCAACUUGUUUGUUGGAAAAACAACCCUAAACCCAUUUCCACUGGGUGAACAAGCUGGGUGAGUCCCUGGCAGGGACAGGAUGGCGCCUUUCAUCCUCCAGGUCACCCACGGAAUCAAAGGCUCCAACAGCCCCGUAAUGUCAGGGCUUUGAAGAAACCAGUCCACCCUCCCCAGGCACCCCCGGGUGCUAAAUCCCGCCCAAAACAGGUGACACCGCCCCUGUCCCCACUUAACCACUGCCACCGUGGUUUUCAGGUUGGGCCAUUCUCAUGCAUUUUGCUGCAUUUUCCAGGCCGGGGAAAAGUUGAGUUUUUUGGAUGUGCAGGGACGAAGAGGAAAAAGGCUCACCCUGCCCACCCCAGCAGGGUGGGGCUGCCACUCAGUUCCGUCCCUCGGCACCGCUGUCCGCAGGGUGGCCCUGCCACCAGCGUGUCACCUCCCGCGGUCUCUGCUGCCAUCUAGUGCAAUAACCUCGGCCCCUGCGAGCAUCCCUGUCCACUCAUCCCACGGGAGCACGGGCUGUACCCGUGUCAUCCGCAUCCUGAAGGGACACUGGGACAGCACAGAUUUGGGGAUUUUGCCCGGUUUUGGGGCUCACAGCCUAGCACUGCUGUGGAGGACGCUGGUGAGAGACAGUGAUGUGCUAGAAAAUCCUGCCUUUAUUUUCAUUUCUUUUAAAAGCCAUUCUAAGCCCGGAGCGAGCAGUGAGCUCUUCCCCAGGGCGCCAGGAUUUGGCCCCGUCAGCACUUGUAGCUUCCAAAAAACCAGGAAAGGAAACCUAAAGGAAUCACACGGGUAUCCCCUGCCACCCCAGUGUGCUCCAGGGGGGCUGUGGGACAAAUCCCGGGACAAAUCCCGCAGCACUCGGCUCCAUGCGGUGACAAGGAUAACACAAACCAGGGCACAGACGCUGCACGCUGGGACAUCCCCCAGGGCCAGCCAAGGGCUCCUUUCCAACGUCUUAAUGGGGUGAGCAGGACUAAGGAUGGCCACUGGUGCCAGGAACCCAGCAAGGACCUGGUCUGGGGGACCUUAAAGUGCUUUGCAAGGGACACACACACACCCCCCCCCCUCUCUGAGCCCAGUGCUGCAGGACAGAAGGGCUGGGGGGCUGUGGCUUGUACCCUCACCCUUGUGUGUGGGAUAAAUGACACCCCACAGGGCUGGUGGGCCCUUUCUCCCCAUCCCCACAGAUGCCUGUCUUCAGGGCCAUUCCUCCAGGCACAUUCCAAGGGAUACUGAGACAGGGACAAACAGGUGGGUUCUCCCAAAGCAGCAGUGGCAACUAAUCCACAUCUCUGGCGGGUUCCUGGUGAGCCCAAGGUCAUCUUUUAACAAGAAAAAACC
This is a messenger RNA of Prinia subflava (tawny-flanked prinia), 4467 nucleotides long. It is a transcript of the gene SENP8, whose product is annotated as SUMO peptidase family member, NEDD8 specific. The record is from RefSeq and is a predicted model, not a curated record. Bases 132 to 770 code for a protein of 212 amino acids. Lineage: Eukaryota; Metazoa; Chordata; Aves; Passeriformes; Cisticolidae. Gene Ontology annotation, biological process: proteolysis; protein deneddylation. Gene Ontology annotation, molecular function: deNEDDylase activity; cysteine-type peptidase activity. The transcript is spliced from 2 exons.